AGAAACUCGUAAUAAUUUCUGACAUUACCUCAUUUUAAAAUAAAGCAUUGCAGGGUGAACUUCAAACUAGUGGAGUUCCCUAAUUUGUCGGCCAUUGACUGUUUGCUGGCGAGCAGCCUUUUACAGAAACUCUCCCGCGUGUAUAGCACACGUUGAAAACGGCCUUUAAUCCCAUACAUAACAUUGAUAAAAAUCCAAAAAAAUGUCAGCGUUUAAAUUGUCUGGAAUUGUUGGUCGACGAAUUAAGUUAUGGUCUCGAAAUGUAUCGAGAAAAAAUUCCAUACGAAAAAGAAAUACAAUCGAGCAAAGUAAUGGGUACUCUUGGAAAAAACGAACACAAGAUGUUCGGAUACUCAAGUCUGAGGGAAGAAAAUUUGGAGAAGUCAUUUGUGGACAUGGACAGUUUGUUCGACGUCAAUUUUUCAUUUGAUUAUUAUAACGAAGAUUCUGUAUCAAGGAAACAAUGGAGUGAAGCAACGUUCUUAACUUUGGCCCAAGCGAUGCAAGAUGGCGUAAGUGAAAGCUUCACUGCACAAGAGGUUUUGGAAGAGACAAUUUUCUCACCUUCUAUCUCAAAUGAUAAGAACUUCUUUCAUGGAAUAGAAGAUUGUGGUAAUUUCUCUCCAGAGGCUUUCAUAAACAUUCAUCAAAUGCAUCUUGACACAAGUAUACUUAACACACAUACUACCACUGAUACUAUAAUACCACCUGACACUACAUUAGAUAGUACAUUAUCUCCUGAUACUAUUGCUGAUACUACAAUACCACCUGACACUACCAUUGAUACUACAAUAUCUCCUGAUACUACCAUUGAUGCUACAUUAUCUCCAGAUGGACAUAAUAUUCUCAUCAACUUCAAUAAUGCACAGGAAUAUCUAAGUUUACCACUCCAAGAUAACCUAAACAUUGCCAAUGCUAUCAUUGAUGAAGAUACCACAGCAGUUGUCCCUAAUGUAAUCCCUGAAUCACCCGCACCUAUCCCCAACAGUCCUGUUGAUUCUACUGAUAUUGGGGAUUAUUCAAAUACAUUUGAAUUUGAAUCUACUUCUGCCAUCAUCAAAUUCCUUGAAACAUCUUCAGAAACAAAAUACCAGAGUAAGAAAAGGCAAGUGUUAGAUAAUGUUGACACAUUACCGCCAAAGAAACAAAAGCUUCUUCAUAAAGUUUGUGCCAAUGAAGUGGAAGACAAGGUCGUGAAACGACGAGUGAAAAACAAUGCUGCAUCCCGGAGAUGUCGGGCAUCUAGAAAAUCUUGUCAUGAAGCACUUUUCAAGAAGGAAAAAGAGCUUAUCAGUCAAAAUAUGGAGCUAAAAACACAAGUGGAAACACUCUCUGCUGCUGUUGAUUUUCUACGUCAGCAUCUUGUCAGCAAACUGAGUGGAAAAUCCUGCUAAUUACCCAUCAUUAUUAUUCAUAAUUGCACAAAAUCAUAAUGUAUAUAUCAAUUCAAUUCAUUUGUGUGUUUAUUUAUGUUCAUAAGAUUAAUCAAUCCAAUAAAGGAAAAAAAAUACUUAUAAUUCUUUACAUGGUGCAUUGUAUUCUUUCAACUGCCCGUUUGCUAAAAAAUGUGGUGGAAAAUUGAACAAGCCUUACAAUGAUACCCUUUAAAACAUAUAAAAAGAAAUAUACAUUCUUUCUUCAGUUUAAAA
Xenia sp. Carnegie-2017 is the source of this 1649-nucleotide messenger RNA. RefSeq lists its product as uncharacterized. Gene Ontology annotation, biological process: regulation of DNA-templated transcription. Lineage: Eukaryota; Metazoa; Cnidaria; Anthozoa; Malacalcyonacea; Xeniidae. The transcript is spliced from 2 exons. The coding region runs from base 261 to 1394 and encodes 377 amino acids. Gene Ontology annotation, molecular function: DNA-binding transcription factor activity. The record is from RefSeq and is a predicted model, not a curated record.